AUGUCCAAGUCCUUGAAGAAAAUUGUGGAGGAGAGUAGGGAGAAGAACAUCUUGGAGGUGGACAUGUGUGAGCGAAACAUCUCUAACAUGGUGGACAUACCUGGUUUAUUCACUCUGUCUCACAUUACACAGCUGGUUCUCAGCCACAACAAACUCACAACUGUGCCGCCCAACAUUGCAGACCUAAGAAAUUUAGAAGUGCUCAACUUCUUCAACAAUCAGAUUGAGGAGCUGCCUACCCAAAUCAGCAGCCUUCAGAAGCUGAAACACUUGAAUCUUGGCAUGAACAGGCUCAACUCCUUGCCACGAGGAUUUGGCUCCUUACCAGCCCUGGAGGUUCUUGACCUGACUUACAACAACUUAAAUGAAAAUUCACUGCCUGGAAACUUCUUCUAUCUAACCACCUUGCGUGCACUCUAUCUAAGUGACAACGAUUUUGAAAUCCUGCCACCAGAUAUUGGGAAGCUCACAAAGUUGCAGAUAAUCAGCCUUCGGGAUAAUGACUUGAUAUCACUGCCUAAAGAAAUUGGUGAACUCACUCAGCUUAAAGAACUUCAUAUCCAAGGGAACCGACUCACUGUGCUGCCUCCGGAGCUAGGUAACUUGGAUCUGACUGGUCAAAAACAGGUCUUCAAAGCAGAGAAUAAUCCGUGGGUCACCCCUAUUGCAGAUCAGUUCCAGCUUGGCAUUUCCCAUGUGUUUGAAUAUAUUCGUUCAGAAACAUACAAAUACCUUUAUGGCAGGCACAUGCAGGCUGACCCCGACCCUCCGAAGAAGAACAACGACAAAUCCAAGAAGAUCAGCCGUAAGCCUCUGGCUGCCAAGAACAAAUAAGGACCCAGCUCAUCCCAUUCUGCUGUUUUGUUUUGCAUGUCUCUCUCAUUCUUUU
This is a messenger RNA of Euleptes europaea (tarantolino), 889 nucleotides long. RefSeq names its product Ras suppressor protein 1 (gene RSU1). The record is from RefSeq and is a predicted model, not a curated record. Bases 1 to 834 code for a protein of 277 amino acids. The transcript has 8 exons. Gene Ontology annotation, molecular function: protein binding. Lineage: Eukaryota; Metazoa; Chordata; Lepidosauria; Squamata; Sphaerodactylidae.